AGUACAAGUGUAUGCAAAAAGAGAUUCUAGGACUGAUUAGUAAUAAUGUGAAUCGUGUAAGGAUUAGUAAAUCUUACAAAAGCUUCCUCGUUUCAGUAGAAGUCAUGUAAAAGAGAAAUUCUAGGUCUGAUUAGUGAAUUUAUAAAACCGUGUCUCACUAAUUUGUUGGACCUCACACUUGUCGGUUUCAUGAGAGAAUUAGGACUCAUGAAAGAAUUAGGAUUCAAUCAUUAUAAAUAGAACCCUCACUCCCCUAACUCUUCUCAUCGUCAAAACAAAUAUACAUUCUGUUUUCUUAUCAUUCGAUUACUCUCUUGUUGAGGCCACCAUGAACAUGAAGCUUUUGAUUGCUGUUCUGAUAUUCUUCUUGUUCUCUGCGGCUGCUGAUUCAUGUUCUGAUUUCAUGUUUCCCGACAACAAAGUCUUCACGUCAUGCACCAAUCUGUCCGCACUCAACUCCUUUCUCUACUGGAGUCAGAACCCAUCAUCAACAACUCUUGACAUGGCAUACCGUCACAGUCAUGUCCCUCCCUCCACGUGGGUUGCAUGGGGCAUCAAUCCCAAGCCAAACAAGAUGGUGGGUACUCAGGCGAUCAUUGCAUAUCAGAAGCCAGAUGGAAACAUGGCUGUCUACACCUCGUCCGUUGAUAGCUAUGCGACUCAACUGCAAAAGGGAAACUUGAGUUUCCCUGUUUCUGAUUUGUCUGCCUUGUUUUCUAAUGAUGAGAUCAUUAUCUUCGCAACGAUACAACUUCCCAACAACAGUUCUACUAUCAACCAUGUGUGGCAAGAUGGACCCAUAACUGGCAACCAUCUUGGCAUUCACGAUCUAUCUGGACGUCAUCUUCAAUCCAUGGGAACUCUCAAUCUUUUAUCUGGACGGGCCUUCGCCUCUCGCAGAUCCGAUUCGAAAACCAAACUCAAGAUUUCACAUGGUGUACUCAACACAAUUAGCUGGGGCAUUAUGAUGCCAAUUGGCCUUUUGGUGGCAAGAUAUUUAAAGGCAGUUGGACCGGCAGCGGACCCCUUAUGGUUCUACCUCCAUAUUGUUGUUCAACUCUCAGCCUAUAUAAUCGGCUUGGCAGGAGGUGCAACUGGGUUUCUUCUUCUCAGCAAAUCUUCUGGCAUUCAUCACCCUUGCCAUCUGGGCAUUGGGAUUAUACUUUUUUCCCUUGGACUACUUCAGGUCUCUGCUCUACUUCUGCGACCUAGCAAGGACCACAAGUAUAGGUAUCUCUGGAAUUUGUUCCACCAUAACACGGGAUACGCAGUCAUUCUCUUGAGCUUCUUCAACAUAUGGUUAGGAUUCAGCAUUUUGAAGCCCGCGAAAGAAUGGAUGAUUGCAUAUGGUGUUGUGUUCGGGGCAUUGAUAUUAUCUGCAUUCCUCCUUGAAGUGUGGAAGAAGUUUGCAAGAGAUAGGACUGGUAGAGCACAUGAAGAAGUCAAUAAAUCUGCAAGUACAAGUCCCGUAAAUAAUGUGUAAAAUUUCUACAUAUAUGUAAUUGAGAAUUGACCAAGAGAAAAGACACCUAAGUAUUGAUACUACUUACACUAUUACUUUGUUUUGGAUGCUUGAUUGUUGAGUGGGGGACUAAAUGUUGCUAUUAAUGAUACUACAAUUUUUAAAGCUGUUAAUGAUACCACAUUUUUUAAUGCUAUUAAGGUUGUCUAGGGCCUAUAUUUUAUUGUGAUCACUUUAGUUGUCAUGCCUUGAGAUUUUCUUCACAAAAAUAGGGAUUUUAAAUGGGAGUGUAUCCAUU
This is a messenger RNA of Camellia sinensis, 1760 nucleotides long. Its product is annotated as cytochrome b561 and DOMON domain-containing protein At5g47530-like. The record is from RefSeq and is a predicted model, not a curated record. NCBI's taxonomy places the organism in Eukaryota, Viridiplantae, Streptophyta, Magnoliopsida, Ericales, Theaceae.